AUGAAUUAUUCUCGAAUACAGGCAUUAGAAAAUAAUGACCAGACUGAUAACGAAACUAGAUCGUUCGGUCAAGUUAGUAAUUUCAUGGAGGAUAGUAUUAAAGUAAAGGUGCCACCGCGCUCCGGUAGUGUUAUGUCGCGCAACAAUUAUGUAAAUGCAGCAGAUGUACCUGAUAAAUUCAGAGCUUUUCCAAAUAAAACUAGGGAACGAUAUAAUAGGAAAAAAUCUGAUAAAACUGGAAGAGAAGAUAAUAAUAAAAAGUUAGACAAAACUAGAGAACAAGAAUAUAAUAAAAACACUUAUGAAAGGUACGAAGAAGAAGAAAAGAACAUUGAAGGUAUGGAUAAAUUUGGUGAAAAUCCUGUAUACAAAAAAAAUUAUGAAAAAUACAACAAUUCGAAUGAAAGAAAACAAUACCAAAAAACUAAAGAAGAGAUUGAAAGUGAAAAUGUAUAUCAAUUAGAUGAUGAUCAAUUAGAAGCUGAGUCAGAGUGCAGUUGUACACAAUCUUCAGAAGUGGAAGAUUCCUUUUCUGCUAGUUAUAGUGAAACGGAAUUGCUUGAAAAAAAUUUAAAAAAUGAAAAUAUAUGGGAAUCAUGUUCGUGCAGUGCAGCUACAGAGGAAAUAAGCGAUAAUUCAUUUUGUAGUUGCAUGCGGGAGAAUUACAAUGACUAUGUAAUUCCAAAUCAAAAUGAUUUCACUAUAGGUUAUUCCAAGAACAAUACCAUAAAUAAAAAUACUAAAAGAAACGAUGAUUUUGAACGAAUAUGUGCAGAAUUUGUAAGAAGUCUUAAUACCUGCAGAUGUGAUAACUUUAUUGAUUCACAUAAUUUAUCUACGCCACCGGCUAGUAGUCAGAGUUCUAACGACACAUCCGUAACAUCCGGCUCUUGUACUUGUACCACCAACAAGGGUUCAGAAAAACGUUCUACUAGUAAAAGCAAAAAAACAGCAAAAAAAACGAAUGCGUCGAGCAAAGUGAAAUCAGAAAAAAAAACUAAGUCACGCUCGAAUAGUAAAGGUAAAAAGGUUAAAAGUGCUACUUCGAAAAAAAAAUCAAGUACAACUACAAAGGCUACUUGUAAGUGCGUAACCAAUGAUACAGAAACUAGUAAUUAUACUGGUGAGACAAACUAUUCAAGUGCAGCAACCAAACCGAUUUGUGGGUGCGGUAACAGUAAUACACAAAGUGAUUCUCGAAUGGUUGAGAGAAGAAGUUCAAGAGAUUCGUCAAAAGCAACUUGCAAGUGCGUACCUAGUGAUACAUAUCAUAAUACUCCAAUAGGUGGAACAAAUGGUUUAAGUGGUGGAUCAAAACCCACUUGUAAGUGCAGCCAAAGAGAGUCACAAUCAAAUGAGCAGAAAAAAAAUAAGAAUAGAAGUUGUUCAUGUAAGGUUUCUAAUGAUACUGAUUCUCAGUCAUCACAAGAAUCUUAUGUUAAUGCAACCAAAAAAGCAGAGUCUUGUAAAUGUAAAAUGCGUAACAACUUUGAUGAUAUUCGUACAAAUAACACGAAGUCAUCAGAUAAAUAUUCUAGUCUAAAUAGAAUGAAACCUCAAAACAAUUCCUUUUCAUCAGAAGUAAGCAAAAAGUCAUGUAUGUGCACAGUAAUGGAAAAGAAAGCAAAACCGCCUACAUAUAACAAGGAACUUUCUGGUUCACGAAAAUUUUAUUCUAGGGGUUCUUUAAGUAGUGAGGAGGAAAUUGUGUCAAUCACGACCAAAAACAGUUCUAACCAGAGUGACCGUGAAGAUCGGUAUAAAGAAAAACCUACAGGUAAUGGUAAUUGUAAAUGUAGGCAAAUGUCUAAUGAGAGAAUGAAAAUUAAACAAACAACUGAAUGUAGCUGCAAACGUACAUCCACUGAUUUAUCUGAUAGUACAGCAAAAUACUCAUCUGCCCAAUAUAAGGGGCACGUUGGACAAAGAGCGGGAACUAGUAAGGAAACUUGCAAGUGUGUGCUUAAAAUGAGUGAUAGAGUACCAAUUCAGACAAAAGUUAAAGCUAAAGAAAUAGAAACAUGUAAUAGGGAAACAUGCAAGUACCGGAAUGUGCCCACAAGUUCUACAAGCAACGAUCCAGCAUAUGGAAAGACAGAUAUAUUGAACGAACAAAUGGACAAAAAAGUUAAACAAAAUGUAAAGAGUAAAGAGAAUCAAUUAAGUUCCGCUAAUUCCAUGAAAAAAACUAAAGAACCGUUACCGCAGUUUCAAGAAAAAGAUACACAAACUGAUCCAGUAUACAAAAAGCAGGAAGUUUUAAAUGAACAAAUGGUUGAUAAAGUUAAACAAAAAGGAAAAAGUGAAGAGGCUCAAUUAAGCUCCGCUAAGUCCAUGAAAAAAUCUGAAAAACAGUUUCAAGAAAGAGAUUCACAAACAGAUCCAAUAUACAAAAAGCAAGAAGUUUUAAAUGAACAAAUGGAUGAUAAAGUUAACCAAAAAGGAAAAAGUGAAGAGGAUCAAUUAAGCUCCGCUAAGUCCAUGAAAAAAUCUGAAAAACAGUUUCAAGAAAAAGAUACGCAAACAGAGCCAGUAUACAAAAAGAAAGAAGUUUUAAAUGAACAAAUGGAUGAUAAAGUUAAACAAAAAGAAAAGAGUGAAAAAGAUACACAAACGGAAUGUGAUGACAGUAGUUGCAAAUUUCUUAAAGAAAAAAAAAAUUCAUUAAAUGAAUAUUCUUGUGAUGACAAGUCAUGUGAAAAAAAAGCAACAAAAGUAGCGGUAGAAAAUGAUACAGUAAUAUCUGAUGCCAAAAAAGGUGAACAAGUUUUACCAAGGGAAAAUAAGAAUAAAACUGAAAGUAAAGAAAAAAUCGCUUCUCAGCCUCAAGGUUCUGUUAAAAUGAAUAAUAAAUCCGAUACUCAGAAAUCUAAUAAUAAUAAAGAAGAUCAUUGCAAUUGCUGUAAAUGUAAAGAAAAGUUGAACGCAAAAAAUGAAAAAGAAAAUGCUGAAGAUCCAGUUAAUGUUUCCUACGGCUGGGUAUCUUGGUUUGCUCCAGGUGACUAUAAUUACAGUAAUUGGAUGGUGGAUGAAAUGAAGAAAAAAAAUUUAGAUAACGAUUCUGUUCAGAAUAUGUUGUCUACUAGAACACUAAAUGAUGACAGCCUAACCAACAACAUGAUGAAAACUGGUGAUAAUACUAAAGAUUUAUACAAGGAUAAUUCAAAAGACGAAAUGAAUACCUAUAGCGCUCUUGAAAAAUCAAAUAAAAUUCAAUCAAAUCGAUUUGAAAGGAAACUUUCAGAUUCCACUCAGGAACAAUUAAUAAUAGAUACAGACUUAUACGACAAUAAAAUAUCACACACUAACAAUAAUGAGAAUAUUGAGUAUAUCAGUUCAGUAAAUUCAGAUUCGAACAGAAUAUCUAUCAGCACACAAACUGAAGAGUGGGUACAGGAUGAAGAGGGUCGUUAUAGUUAUAUACCGUAUACUCCAUAUAGACGCAGGACAUUAGCUGCAGAUGAAGAUGCAAAUCGCCAUGAAGGUGGACAAUAUGACAGAAACAGUGAAGACGACAACGAAAAUGUCGAGUAUGAAUCAGCUAGACAUAAUAUUAUUCCUAACAAAAAUGGUUCUAAUAAAAUAAAGCCACAAUACCUAAGAAGUACAGAUAAUAAUAUAGCAAAUGUGGUAUCUGAAAAGAGUUUAGAAUAUAAAUCAAAAAGCCAUAAGAAGAUUCAGAAUGGAAAGAAAAUUAAUGAACCAAUGCUUAAGAGUGUUGCUGCUCAAUACAAUUUGAAUUCUAGUAAUAAUGAAAAGAGUUUCAGUGCUGAUUUCAUACAAAAGAAAUCAGAAAAGAUAAGGAAAUAUUUAAUAAAUUCAAAAAGAAGUGAUAAUGUGGCAACAUGUUCAUAUUCACCCAAACAAAAAAAUCAAAAUUUAAAUAUUACUAGAAGUCGAAAAUCUCAAUUUGAAGGAUGUACAUAUCCCAGGAAAAGAAGUCUUACCCGACCAAAGAAAGACGAUCAUUUCAAAGAAAUUCCAUUUAAAUGUCCUAUUAAACCUGCCAAUGAAAGGUUAAAUAGCCUUUCAAGGCAAUGUCCGAAAUUAUAUACUAGACGUGAAAGUGUAGUACGAUCAUCUGGUGUUCCAUCAACUUGCCCAAAUCAGUCUGAUUCUGUAAAAGAAAAUAAUUUAAGACAAGCUGGUGGUAAAGGAAAAGAGUUUGUAUGCAGUACAGAAAAAAAUAAUUUGAACUCAAAAAAUGUUAAUUCUAGUCACAGAAUUGAACAUUGUUAUUUUCAAGAAACAAAUUCCUCCAAUUAUGAUUCAAAACCAACUACAUCACGAGGAAUUCGUCAUAGAACACCAACGAUUUAUAAAUUCAAUCAAAAGAAUAAUACUUUUUAUAUAGAUGAUGAUUUAAAACAAGAUGAGGCUUAUCCGACUUCAAGAGAAUAUUACAAAUUUGCAAAUUUUAGUUCAGAAAUGAAUACUACACCGACGAUGCCAACUCUAUCGAUGCAGGAACGACAGGCGCAUAUUCGUAGAUAUAAUAAUUCAAAUGAAAGAAAUAAUACCGAAUACUCGCAACAAUGUGGAAAACCUAUGUAUAAUAAUUAUGAUGCUGGUCAUGCCCCGAUGCCGCCAACUUAUAAAUCAAAUUCAAUCAAUCAACAAAUAAAUAUUCCAUCAGCUGUUAACUUUAAGGAUGGAGCAAUGUCACAAAGGCAACCAAGUAGUGGUAGAGUAAGUGCUACUUCGAAAAAAAAAUCAAGUACAACUACAAAGGCUACUUGUAAGUGCGUAACCAAUGAUACAGAAACUAGUAAUUAUACUGGUGAGACAAACUAUUCAAGUGCAGCAACCAAACCGAUUUGUGGGUGCGGUAACAGUAAUACACAAAGUGAUUCUCGAAUGGUUGAGAGAAGAAGUUCAAGAGAUUCGUCAAAAGCAACUUGCAAGUGCGUACCUAGUGAUACAUAUCAUAAUACUCCAAUAGGUGGAACAAAUGGUUUAAGUGGUGGAUCAAAACCCACUUGUAAGUGCAGCCAAAGAGAGUCACAAUCAAAUGAGCAGAAAAAAAAUAAGAAUAGAAGUUGUUCAUGUAAGGUUUCUAAUGAUACUGAUUCUCAGUCAUCACAAGAAUCUUAUGUUAAUGCAACCAAAAAAGCAGAGUCUUGUAAAUGUAAAAUGCGUAACAACUUUGAUGAUAUUCGUACAAAUAACACGAAGUCAUCAGAUAAAUAUUCUAGUCUAAAUAGAAUGAAACCUCAAAACAAUUCCUUUUCAUCAGAAGUAAGCAAAAAGUCAUGUAUGUGCACAGUAAUGGAAAAGAAAGCAAAACCGCCUACAUAUAACAAGGAACUUUCUGGUUCACGAAAAUUUUAUUCUAGGGGUUCUUUAAGUAGUGAGGAGGAAAUUGUGUCAAUCACGACCAAAAACAGUUCUAACCAGAGUGACCGUGAAGAUCGGUAUAAAGAAAAACCUACAGGUAAUGGUAAUUGUAAAUGUAGGCAAAUGUCUAAUGAGAGAAUGAAAAUUAAACAAACAACUGAAUGUAGCUGCAAACGUACAUCCACUGAUUUAUCUGAUAGUACAGCAAAAUACUCAUCUGCCCAAUAUAAGGGGCACGUUGGACAAAGAGCGGGAACUAGUAAGGAAACUUGCAAGUGUGUGCUUAAAAUGAGUGAUAGAGUACCAAUUCAGACAAAAGUUAAAGCUAAAGAAAUAGAAACAUGUAAUAGGGAAACAUGCAAGUACCGGAAUGUGCCCACAAGUUCUACAAGCAACGAUCCAGCAUAUGGAAAGACAGAUAUAUUGAACGAACAAAUGGACAAAAAAGUUAAACAAAAUGUAAAGAGUAAAGAGAAUCAAUUAAGUUCCGCUAAUUCCAUGAAAAAAACUAAAGAACCGUUACCGCAGUUUCAAGAAAAAGAUACACAAACUGAUCCAGUAUACAAAAAGCAGGAAGUUUUAAAUGAACAAAUGGUUGAUAAAGUUAAACAAAAAGGAAAAAGUGAAGAGGCUCAAUUAAGCUCCGCUAAGUCCAUGAAAAAAUCUGAAAAACAGUUUCAAGAAAGAGAUUCGCAAACAGAUCCAAUAUACAGAAAGCAAGAAGUUUUAAAUGAACAAAUGGAUGAUAAAGUUAACCAAAAAGGAAAAAGUGAAGAGGAUCAAUUAAGCUCCGCUAAGUCCAUGAAAAAAUCUGAAAAACAGUUUCAAGAAAAAGAUACGCAAACAGAGCCAAUAUACAGAAAUUAG
Messenger RNA from Teleopsis dalmanni, 6204 nucleotides. Its product is annotated as myb-like protein P. The transcript has 7 exons. Bases 1 to 6204 code for a protein of 2067 amino acids. The record is from RefSeq and is a predicted model, not a curated record. Lineage: Eukaryota; Metazoa; Arthropoda; Insecta; Diptera; Diopsidae.